AAGUAUAGUGCUUGGUAAAUACGUGAACUUGAAUGGAUUUAGAGAUUAAGGGAGUUGCUGCUUCUCCUAGGAGCCAAACUCAGCCAUUCUCUGGAAGAAAGAAGCCACUAAAACAAGGAUGGACUUCCGAAUCAUGGGCAAUCCAGAAUCCGUGCUCACCUGUGGUCCCACGACUUGAUUUGGGAAGCCUUGUUGACUCUGAUGAUGAGGAUGGCUUUUCAAAUAUCCCACUUAGUACAGCGCAUAUUUAUUUUAACCCACCAAAUUCAUCCCCUGCUCUUGGUUGGGUAACACCUUGUCAGAUGUCUUAUACUGAAGAUCAUCUAAAUGAACUGGAGCAGAAUGUAAUUCCUGAAAAUCUGCCAGCACCAACAGGCAAAUAUAAACUAAAAUACCAGCAAUACAAAACUGAAAUGAAAGAGGGAUAUAAACAGUAUAGUCAGAGAAAUGCAGAAAAGACAAAAUCAAAUAUCACGUGUCAACCAUUUCCAAGAAACAAGACAGAGGAGAAGAGUGUGCAAGGUGAAGAACCCAUUGAAGAUGAUCUUACAACUCUGGAUAGAAAAGCUCUCUUACAGCAAGGCUAUGCAGACAACCCUUACAGUGCACUAUGGAGUGCAAGAAAAUCUGAUGCAGAAAUUGUAGCUGCAGAGAAAAAGAAGCAGACUGUUGCUGAGCAAAUGAUGAUAGACCACUUGUCUAGGGCUGUAAUCAGUGAUCCAGAACAAAAUUUCACCAAUGGGACACGAAGCCCUGGUACCCUUCCAGAUCCAAAGAUGGCACCUGUUGGGUUUAGGAAGAGAACAUUGCAUGAAACAAAAAUAAGAACCCAUUCUACAUUAACUGAAAAUGUGCUUUCCAAUAAAUUACAAUUUGAUGGUAGGAUCAUAUCAAGAACAAAUGUGCUUCCUUUCAUUCAAAAAAACAUUUAUAGUCAUCAGCGUGGAAGAAGGAAAGGAAAACAAUACCAACUUGGUGAUUUUUAUAUUGGUGCAAAUUUGACAUUUUUGAGUUCUGAUCAUCCUAGCCUUCCGGAAAGUGUAAAAGAAAACGCAUUACUUGUACUUCGAAUCACAAAUGUUGAUCAGAUAGCUUUGGAUUCUCUCAGAACUGCUUCUGAGGAACAUGGAGAUGAUGUAACUAGUCAAGAAGCCAAUGAUAGGCUGGUCUUCAAGGCCAUUCAAGAUGCACUAAAAGUAAAACUGCAUAAAAGAGGUGUUCGUAUUUUGACUGGACUGGGAAAAUACUUUCGACAAUUGGAUAAAGAAGGAAAUGGACAUUUAGAUAAGGCAGAUUUUAAGCAAGCUCUAAAACUAUUUCACUUAGAAGUGUCUGAAAAGGAUUUUGAGUCCUCAUGGCUAAUUCUGAAUGACGGUGGCAGUGACAAGGUUGACUAUGGAGAAUUCAAACGUGCCAUUAUUGGUGAAAUGAAUGAAUAUAGGAAGUCCUUUGUGCGAAAGGCAUUUAUGAAACUGGAUUUCAACAAAACUGGCAGUGUGCCUAUUAUAGAUAUAAGAAAAUGUUACUGUGCAAAGAAGCACCCUCAAGUAAUUUCAGGUCAUUCCACAGAGGAAGAAAUCAAAUCAUCUUUUCUAGAAACAUUAAAAGAUGCCCGCAGCAAGUCCGAUGAAGUGUCAUACUGUGAAUUUGAAGAUUACUAUGAGGGCCUAAGUGUAGGGAUAGUAGAUGAUGAAGAUUUUGUUAAUAUCGUACGUACUCCAUGGGGAAUUUAGUUUUUAAAAAUAUGUAUGUCAUCAGCACUAGACAUUUUAUAGGCGAGAUGAAUGUAAAGUGUGGCCGAACACUGAAUGUAUUUUUCUAGGACUCUCUUUACUCUGGUUUUUCUCAAAAAAGUUGUGUCUAGAAAGAGAAAUGUUUAGAAAGACAGAGGCAGUGGUACGUGUGUGUGUGUGUGUGUGUGUACACGUGCCUGUCUAUAUGUUUUUAAAGAUAUGUUCUUUUGAUUUAUCUUGAAUCUACUUUAGAGCCUAUUUAAAAUAAUUAAGCUCCAUAGGAAAGUUAGAUCUGUAUUAGGGUUGCCUCUAUAUAAUAACCAGGUUUCCUGUCUUCAUACUUGUUUUUUUUUUUUUAAACAUUUUCUCUAAGAUAUAAUUGCAACAGUCUCAGUCUGAUAAAUUGGAAUUGGCUCCAAAGCGAAUGAAACUGAAAUAUGUUUUAAAGAUGAAAAUGGUAAAGGAAUUAAACUUGUUUUAAACAACUUGUUUUAAAGAUAUGAAAAUGUUAAAGGAAUUAAAGGAUGUUUAAGGGAAAUUUCCCUUGCAGUGUGAUUAUAGAUGUUUUCUGUAACAUUGAUGUUUAGCGUGAUGGAGGCUUAUCCCCAAAAUCCUUAUUUAAACACUGAUUUAUCUUGUAAUUGCAAAGUAUGUGCUAUUGUUUAUUUUAUACAGCGCAAUGCAGUUAUUCUAGUGACAAAUUCUAGUCUUUCUUUUAUUAUUACCUGCAUAGAAUCUACAGUUAGCUAGAAACAAUGAAAAUGGGAGGGGGAUGGUCUCUUACGUUAUUAAAUAAAGAGCUCUAAUAUGUGCGUUAUCACAUAAUGAAUCUAAGGGAUAAUUGAAUAAUUCUUAAUAAAAAUGUAAAUAAAACAGUAUUUUCUGAAUAUUUAAUGGUUGGAUAUAUUGUAAUCUUUUUUCUAAAUUCUUUUAUAUUUUCACUUCUCCCUGGGGAUUCAGAGGGAUAGAAGAACUUUAUAGGGUUGUUUCCAAGUUCAUGAUUUUAAAUUUCAUAUGUUAACGCAAGUUAGAAAACAAAGUGUCAAACAAACUAAGAAGUGGUUAAAAAAUAGAAAUAUAUACUUUGUAUAGCAUGACUUAAGGCAUAUUGCUUUAUCCAUCUGUAUCUUUGGCAGCAUUAUCAGAAGAUGGCUGGUCAGCAUUUUAAUGAUAUGUGUAAACCCAAUAAGUUGAAGGUAAUACUUUUUAAGAUUUGAGGAGGUACUAAAACUCUCUACUAUAAUAUCAGAAAAGAAAUGUGUACAAGCCUUUUAUUUCUGUUUUCACUGGCUUAAUUCUUUAGAUCUUGGCUUUUUAUUUUCCAAUUAGGUUAUUAAAAUUAAAGUAAUAUGCUAGAAGAUAUCUUGGCAGAAAUAUGUCUCUCAAACUAUUUUUGAGUCACAUUUUCUUUUUGGAAAGAAAAUUUCUUCUAACCGUGAAACCAUAGACAUCUUAAACCCUGCAAAUUGUUUUUGUGUUAAAAUGACUAAUACCAUGGCUGCCCAAUAUGCAUAUAGUAUUUGCCAUUGAGUUUUUUUAGUUCGU
Loxodonta africana (African savanna elephant) is the source of this 3278-nucleotide messenger RNA. It is a transcript of the gene CAPS2, whose product is annotated as calcyphosine 2. NCBI's taxonomy places the organism in Eukaryota, Metazoa, Chordata, Mammalia, Proboscidea, Elephantidae. Bases 33 to 1733 code for a protein of 566 amino acids. Gene Ontology annotation, molecular function: calcium ion binding. The transcript is spliced from 16 exons. The record is from RefSeq and is a predicted model, not a curated record.